GGGCCGUGCGGGCUGUGGGGUCUUAUCUGCAGGACCAGGGCUUGAACCUGCUCAUCAACAAUGCGGGCGUCAGCUCGCACGCCACUCUGCACUCCCUGGACUCGCAGGACAUGCUCUCUGUGUUUGCCACCAACGUGGUAGGGCCGCUCCAGGUUGUCAAGGAGUUUCUGCCGCUCCUGGAGAAGGCAGUGAAGGGUACAGGGAAGAAGGGGCUGAGCUGCAGCAGGGCCGCAAUCAUCAACGUCUCCGCCAAACUGGGCUCCAUUGGGCUGUACCUCGGGGUGUCAGAGGCCCCCAUGUACCCGUACUGUGCCAGCAAGGCACUGCUGAGGGUGGAGCACAGCAUGCGAGGCAUCCUGACCGUGCUGGCCAGCCUCUCCGGAGCCUUCCUCGACUGGGAAGGGAACAGCCUGCCCUGGUGA
Mesitornis unicolor (brown roatelo) is the source of this 422-nucleotide messenger RNA. RefSeq names its product D-beta-hydroxybutyrate dehydrogenase, mitochondrial-like. The annotation marks the transcript as partial. The transcript is spliced from 3 exons. The record is from RefSeq and is a predicted model, not a curated record. Lineage: Eukaryota; Metazoa; Chordata; Aves; Mesitornithiformes; Mesitornithidae.